CAGGCCCCGCCCCGCAGCCAUAAAAGCGCCUGCUCGGCUCUGCUCUGGGAGGUAAAACUUUCCGAUCCGGCGGCUCCGGCAUCCAGGGUCCAGUCUGCGACCGCCGGUCCAGACUUGGAGGCUGGCUCAACACCGGUGACUUCACGUGUGACCGCCCACCACAUCUGUAGUCACAUCAUGCCACCUUUGCCAUGAAAUCCACACCUCGGCAACGUCUGUGGCCAUAAGUCUCCAGCCCGCACGUGACCGCCUUCAACACCUGUAACACCUGGGUCAUACCUGUGACACCUGACCACUACCUGCGGUCACUGCCCCGACACCUGGGACCACAAGCCCGCUCACCCGAGGGCUCGGCCGGCGGGGUCUGCGGAGGGAUGGCCUUAGCCCCCGAGAGGGGGGCCCCGCGCGUGCUCUUCGGAGAGUGGCUACUGCGAGAGGUCGGCAGCGGCCGCUACGAGGGGCUGCGGUGGCUGGACGCGGCCCGCACGCACUUCCGCGUCCCCUGGAAGCACUUCGCGCGCAAAGACCUGGACGAGGCAGACGCCCGCAUCUUCAAGGCCUGGGCCGUGGCACGCGGCAGGUGGCCGCCCAGCAGCAGCGGGGCCGCGGGGCCACCCUCCGAGUCCCGGGAGCGCGCCGGCUGGAAAACCAAUUUCCGCUGCGCCUUGCGCAGCACCCAACGCUUCCUGAUGGUGCAGGACAACUCCGCGGACCCUGCCGACCCGCACAAGGUGUAUGCGCUCAACCCCGCACAGGGGUGGGGAGAGGAUCCACGCUGUGGUGGGGCGGCAGCAGCGGCCCUGGCAGAUGUUCCAUCGGCGAGGGGGCUGCUUGCACCAUUCCCUGGAGGACAUGCUGGUGAGAGGCCGGAGCUCGGCCCAGGUUGGGGUGGAGCCACAGGGCCGAGCCCUGAGCCCUGCAAUUCAAGCCCUGCUCCUGCUCCAGCUGGGGACACUGACGACCUCUUGCACCAAGCUCCGCAGCAGAGCUGCCUCCAGGAACACCUGCUGGCAGCAGUCUGGGGGCUGGACCCAGCCCCACAGCUUCCUGGCCCAGCACUUGAGGCCGGGGCGCUGCACUCAGCCCUGCAGCAGGCCCUGACGACACACGAAGGGAGGGGGCUGCUGGGCGAGGUGCUAGCCCCAGCCCUGGAGCCUGCACAGGAGGUGGGGCCCAGCCUGCUGCCAGCCCCAGGGCCCCAGGCUGAGCCUGGCCCCCACAUCUGCACCCCACCCUCAGAGCCCGGCCUGGCCCUGGACGUGACCAUCAUGUACAAGGGCCGCACGGUCCUCCAGGAGGUGGUGGGGCGGCCCAGCUGUGUACUCCUCUACGGACCACCCAGCGGGCCCCCCGAGGCCGCAGCCCCGCAGCUCGUGGCCUUCCCCAGCCCCGCGGUGCUUCCGGACCAGAAGCAGCUGCGCUACACGGAGGAGCUGCUGCAGCACGUGGCCCCCGGCCUGCAGCUGGAGCUGCGCAACUGCAGCCUGUGGGCCCGGCGCCUGGGCAAGUGCAAGGUCUACUGGGAGGUGGGCGGCCCCCUGGGCUCCGCCAGCCCCAGCACACCUGCCCGCCUGCUGCUCCGGAACUGCGACACCCUCCUCUUCGACUUCAGCACCUUCCUCCAGGAGCUGAUGGAGUUCCGGGCACGGCGCCGGGGCUCCCCGCACUACACCAUCUACCUGGGCUUCGGGCAGGACCUGGCGGCCGGGAGGCCGAAGGAGAAGAGCCUUGUCCUGGUGAAGCUCGAGUCGUGGCUCUGCAGGGCGUACCAUGAGGACGUGCAGCGCGAAGGUGUGUCCUCACUGGACAGCAGCACCCUCAGCCUCUGCCUGUCCAGCUCCAACAGCCUCUACGAUGACAUCGAUCACUUCCUCAUGGAGCUGGAGCAGCCGGCCUAAGCCGGCCUACCACCCUUGCUCAAAUUAAAAGGGCCUCAGAACUGA
Messenger RNA from Choloepus didactylus (southern two-toed sloth), 1943 nucleotides. RefSeq names its product interferon regulatory factor 7 (gene IRF7). Gene Ontology annotation, cellular component: nucleus. Bases 375 to 1898 code for a protein of 507 amino acids. The transcript has 10 exons. The record is from RefSeq and is a predicted model, not a curated record. Gene Ontology annotation, biological process: immune system process; regulation of transcription by RNA polymerase II. Gene Ontology annotation, molecular function: protein binding; RNA polymerase II cis-regulatory region sequence-specific DNA binding; DNA-binding transcription factor activity, RNA polymerase II-specific. NCBI's taxonomy places the organism in Eukaryota, Metazoa, Chordata, Mammalia, Pilosa, Megalonychidae.